Molecule: messenger RNA, 2434 nt
Organism: Lemur catta (Ring-tailed lemur)
Lineage: Eukaryota; Metazoa; Chordata; Mammalia; Primates; Lemuridae
Product: cytochrome P450 2C23-like
Exons: 9
Coding region: 577-2061 (494 amino acids)
Biological process (GO): xenobiotic metabolic process
Cellular component (GO): intracellular membrane-bounded organelle; cytoplasm
Molecular function (GO): heme binding; iron ion binding; oxidoreductase activity, acting on paired donors, with incorporation or reduction of molecular oxygen, reduced flavin or flavoprotein as one donor, and incorporation of one atom of oxygen
Source: RefSeq, a predicted model, not a curated record
GUCUGGCUUAUUUCACAUAGCAAGUGUUUUCAAGGUUCAUCCAUGCUUUAGCAUGGACUGGGAUUUCAUCCCUUCUUAGGGGUGAAUAAUAUUCCAUUGUAGGUAUACAUUACAUUUUGUUUAUCCAUUCAUCUGUUGAUCGGCACAGUAGACUUUUAACUGAUGAGAGACAUGAUAAAAAUGAUGUUUGAGGAGGAUAACUCUGACAGCCAUGUUUUUCCAAAUUAGAUUUCAGAAUAUACGUUCUAUUUUUUCUAAUUUGUGAAGUUAUGUGAACAGUUUCAGAAAGCUGUGAAAAAUAAAAUGAAGGUUUAUAUGUGCUGAGACAAAGUACAUGUAAUGAAGAUGCUUGGAAAAUCAAAGACAGAAAUUUGCAGAUUAUCUGAAUAAGAGGUAGGAAAGAUAAACCCUUCUUAAUUUCAAGCUUCAGCAAAGUAAACAAACUCAAAACCUCUUCCAAUUUUUUUUUCCAAGUCCAAGAACUCAAACCAGCCUUUGCCCAGCAGGGUACACACCCUGCACAAGCCUUUGCAUUCUAGCAAGCAAUCCAGAUAGUUGCUAACAUCUGGGACUGAAAUGGAGUUGCUAGAAAUCAUUACUCUUGCUCUUGUGAUUUGUGUCACUUGCCUGAUUUUCCUUUUGCUGUGGAAGAAAAGUCACACAGCGGGAAGGCUUCCUCCUGGCCCAACUCCGCUUCCCAUCAUUGGGAAUAUGCUGCAACUAAACCCCAAGGACAUCCCUGCGUCUCUCUCCAAGUUGGCCAAAGAGUACGGCCCUGUUUACACCGUAUACUUUGGACCCCGGCCUGCUGUGAUCUUACAUGGAUAUGAGGUGGUGAAGGAAGCUCUGAUCAAUCAGGGUGAUAAAUUCCUUGGCAGAGGAUGUUUUCCAAUUAUUGAUGAUAUCCAGAAAGGAUAUGGGCUCCUUUUCAGUAAUGGAGAGAGGUGGGAGCAAAUGCGACGCUUCUCCCUCAUGGUCCUGAGAAACUUUGGGAUGGGGAAGAGAAGCAUGGAGGAGAAGGUGCAGGAAGAAGCCCGGUGCCUGAUGGAGGAGUUCAGGAAAACAGAAUCGCAGCCCUUUGACCCCAAGUUCAUCCUUGCCUGCGCUCCCUGCAAUGUGAUCUGCUCCAUCCUCUUCAAUGAGCGGUUCCAGUACAAGAGUGAGACAUUCCUCUUUCUGAUGGAUUUGUUAAAUGAAAAUUUUAAGGAAGUAAACUCUCGUUGGAUCCAGACUUAUAAUUUGUGGCCAACGCUCAUAAGGUAUCUGCCUGGAAAGCACAGAGUAUUCUCAAAAAGACUUAAUGAUCUUAAAUAUUUCAUUCUGGAAAAAGUGAAGGAGCAUCAAGAGUCCUGGGACCCUAAUAACCCUCGGGACUUCAUCGACUGCUUCCUCAGCAAGAUGGAGCAGGAGAAACUCAACCCAGAGUCUGAGUUCAACUUGGAGAACCUGGCAACCUGUGGAACUGGUUUGUUUUCAGCAGGAACAGAGACAACAAGUAUCACCCUGAGAUUUGGGCUCCUGCUCCUACUGAAACACCCAGAGGUGGAAGCCAAAGUUCAUGAAGAAAUUGAUCGUGUGAUUGGACGCAACCUGAGCCCCUCUAUGAAGGACAGGGGGAAGCUGCCCUAUACAGAGGCCACGUUGCACGAGAUACAAAGAUACAUCACCCUCCUUCCUUCUAAUAUGCCCCAUGCUGUGACCCAGGACACGAAAUUCAGACAGUACAUCAUCCCCAAGGGCACUACUGUAUUGCCAUCAUUGUCUUCCAUCUUGCUGGAUUGCAAAGAGUUUCCCAACCCAGAGAGGUUUGACCCAGGACACUUUCUGGAUAAAAAUGGCUGCUUCAAGAAAACAGACUACUUUGUGCCUUUUUCCCUUGGAAAACGGGCCUGUGUUGGAGAGAGCCUGGCCCUCAUGGAGCUGUUCCUGUUCUUCACCACCAUUCUGCAAAACUUUUCCCUCGAGCCCCUGGUGGAUCCAAAGGAACUAGAUACCAAGCCCAUUGCUACUGGGUUUAUCAAUAUCCCACCACCCUAUGAGCUGCGCCUUAUUCCCAGAUAAAAGAAGAACUUUUCUCUUUUAACCAUUCAAAUCAAAGUAACUGUUUUCCUGCCACCCCCUCCACUUCCCUAGAAAUAGUCUACUUCUUCAUUUUAGAUACUGCCUAGAGCAGAAACACUACUCACUCAAAACGGAAGGACAUUUGUUUAUUUCUACAAAUCCCUUCACAAAAAGGAGCUGGGCCUUGAAAACUCUAAGGCACAAACAAUAUUUUUACACACGUUACAGUUCUUUAUAAACUGUGCUACAGCAGAACCAAGACCAGGCCCACAAAAGGCCUUUACCAGGGACAUCUUUACAAAAUUUAGAAAAAUUAGCUGGGGUGGUGGCAUGCAUCUGUAGCCCCAGCUAUUCGGGAGACUGAGGCAGGAGG